UUUCUUGACAGUCAGGCCCUCAAACCAACAGGAUCUCCUUCUAUAAUAGUGUGAAGCUGUUUGUUUAAUAUGCAUUGUAUUCUGUUUUGAAUGUUUCUGUUAAGGACUUUAUUUUGGUGUUGCGUCCUCUGCAGGGAAGGGUGUGUGUGUAGGAGGGACAGCAGGUAGAGUGUGAUGAGAGGAGACUCGUGUCGAUCUCCUCCACAGUUUUUGCUCAAUAAAAUAGUUAGUCGUCAGUAUUUUCAAGUCCAUCGUCUUUAUUUACCUUCACCCACGCGCAGCCAAAAUCCACGCCUUACAAUAGCAAACUCUGAACUAAAAGAUCAGUGCUGGUCCGGGAAGUGACACGCCUUCAAAUAAAAAACCUCUUCAAAGCAUGACCUUUGUCACUCUGAUUUCAACCACGGAAACGGGAAGAGCAAAUGUGAUUUCUUGGAAUGAAAAAAUGCCUGGUUCCAUCAAAGUCCUACGUCUUCAAUAUGACCAGAUUAAUGAAAGCAAUACUUUUAAUAGUGGGGAUAUUGUAGAGGGACGAGUUCUCUUGGAAGUGACUAAGAACUUAACUGUGGACAGUUUAUUUGUGAAGUUUACAGGUGGUGCAAAAGUAUACUGGACUGAAGGUGAAAGUAAAUAUCAUGACCAUGAGAGAUACUUCAAACUAAAGCAAGAUCUCACUCCGGGACGCUCGGGAAAAGAACGACAAAUUAUUAGUCCAGGACGACAUGUUUUACCAUUCAAAUUCCAGCUGCCUGAACAAAAUUUGCCUCCAUCUUUUAAAGAAAAGGUAUCCGGAUUUAAUUGUUGGAUUAGAUAUGCCUUGACAGCAAAGCUAAAGAGGCCUUUCAAGUCAGCGUCUACUGCAUAUGCAGAAUUAACCUUUGUGCCCAGAAGUCAUGUGACCAAUGAUCAUUUACUGAAACCACAAAAUCGCACCGAUAAGAUGAAGAACACAUUCAGCUCAGGAAAAAUAUCACUGACUGCAACAACAGACAAAACUGGCUAUAUGUUAGGAGAAACAAUCAAAGUUUGUGUAGACAUCGACAACGCUUCAUCUCGUGAUGCCAAGCUGAAAUACAGCCUCAAACAACAACAGAUGUUUAUUGCUAGCAGGACUACAAAAAGAAGCAAACACAUAAUCCAAGAGACUAGCGACUGCAUCCCAUCCGGAGAAAAGCGUAGAUUCUUGGUGAACAUCAAGCUUCCACGUGACAUAAUGGUCUCUUUUGAAAACUGCAGGAUUAUAAGAGUGCUUUACCUGCUUAAGGUCUCUCUGGAUGUGUCAUUUGCUUCAGAUCCAGCAGUUAAAUUCCCUGUGGUCAUUAUUCCACCUCUACAGCAGUGUCCUCCCUGGCAAGAUCCACCUCCACCAUAUAUGCCACCUCAACCUGUGCCUCAUCCUGGUGGAGCUCCUCCUCCAUUUGCAAGACUGUAUGAUCCAGUGCCGCCCAAUCCAGGAGCCGCUGCAGGACUGCCUGGUUCACCGUUUGGCUUCGUCUCCACCAGUUUAUGAUCCAAACUAAAGAAUCAAACCUCUGGCUAUAAUUGAUAUGCUGUUUCAAUCAUACCUUAAUGGUUUUAUCUUAUUAAAGUGACAAUUGUUAUGUAUUAUACACUACUUUUCCUAGUUUUACACUGAUUUUUUUUUCCACUGUCAGUUUGUUCACUGAGGAAAUAAUGAAUCAUUUGAAUAAGACAAAAAGGUCUGUACAUAUGUAUCAAAAUUAUAUAUCCAAGAUGUAGAAAAGACUCUGAGUUUUACAUAUGACAGGGUAAAACUUUACAUCAUCUGCAAAUGAGAUCAACAGUAGCAGAUUGCUCAGAUAUCAAUAAUGCCACAUGGAAUCUGUACAUGCAGAUUUCUACAGAUUUUCACAUUCUCAUUCAUUUAGCAGACACUUUUAUCCAAAUCAACUUACACACCCAGAGCAGUGGGCUGCCCGGGGAGCAGUUGGGGGUUCAGUUCCUUGCUUAAGGGAAUCACCUCACCUCAGUGGUAUUGGGGUGGAUAUUAUUUCACACUUCCCACCAAAAAUCCCUGCUGCUGAGGCAUGAACAUGCGACUUUUGGAUCACAAGUCCAACUCUCUAACCAUUAGAAUAUAAUAUUUAUAUUAAUUAUGUACAAUACAGUUUGUACAUUAUUUUUUUGUCUUUUGGUAUAUACUAUUUUAUCUGAGUUACUUUGGUUACCAAACAAAUGGUAAUUGUGUUUGUAAGUCCAAAUAAGAGAGUCGUCAUGAUGGACUAGGUUUGAUCCUUGUUACGUCCUUCCCCUCUGUGCCCUGCGCUCAGCUGUUAGCCCUUGUAAUCAGUGCCAGCACUGAUCACCAGACACUUGUUCUAGUUUUACUCUUAUUGGCAUCCUUGCUUUUAUUUCCCUCUCUUGUCAGUUUAUUGUUGUUACGCGUGUAGUCUCUAGUCAGCAAAACUCUGCUUACCUUCUUUGCUUUGUCCUGUCUCGUUCAACGUCUGCUUGUACGACUUGACAUAUGAACUGUGAGGUUUUGUUUCACGUGUCGCUGUGCUCAGACUGCCAGCUCGUUGAUGUCAGGUGUUCUUCAUGUAGCUGUGUGCUAACAGAAUCCUCCAGCCUUCCUCUCUGUACAGGCCGAGCUGGUGGCUUUUAUGUUUUUAGAACAUCCAGCUCUGUGUUCUACUUCUUAGUUCUGUUUUUUAAUCGGCUGAAAGCCUAAUUUUGACUUUGAUACAAUAAACUCUGUUAACCUACCUUUGUCCAGCAUUCUGUCCAUAACAAGAACGUUUUUACAUUUUUCAUGAUGUUAUUUUACAGUAGUUUAUGGUUUGUGACAAGUUGUCAGAUGGAAAGAAAACAAUUCUUGAUGAAAAGUCAAUUCUUGAGGUGCAAAUAAAAUGCCCCCGUGUCGUACUCUGCAA
Messenger RNA from Danio rerio (zebrafish), 2894 nucleotides. Lineage: Eukaryota; Metazoa; Chordata; Actinopteri; Cypriniformes; Danionidae. The record is from RefSeq and is a predicted model, not a curated record.